GGCUCCAUGUUGGAUCCUACCAGCUCGAGGCUCCGGAGCUCCACCUGCGCACCAGCACCCAGCCGACAAGCCCGCUGCGCUUCGCGGGCUCAGGUAUGACGGCGGCCAGCCGACAACCCCCAGCAGUGUCACGGAGAAAGGCUGUCUCGGGCUCCGGUUGAAGCACCGCACCGAUCGGCGCCAGUUACACAGUUUUACCGGGUCUGAGGGCAGAGACGCACCUGAGCGGCGGGUGAAAAGUGGCAUGAAGCAGGAACCGCUGUGCUGAGAUAAAACCGCGCGGACAGGAUGUUCACUUUGACUGAAGUUGCAUCCUUGAAUGACAUCCAGCCAACGUACAAAAUCCUAAAACCAUGGUGGGAUGUGUUCAUGGACUACCUGGGACUGGUCAUGCUCAUGCUGGCCGUGUUUGCGAUGACCAUGCAGAUCACCAGGGACAAUGUGGCCUGUCUUCCUUGUAUGGAGGACUCAGCCGGUAACGGUCACUGUUUCCCUGGUCCGACAGCACCAGAGGAAGCCUCGUCUGCAGCUGCAGCCGGGUCUUCAGUCCCAACCCCAGCUGUGCAUCAGAUCCACACAACACAACACACUGCUUUGGCUGAAGAGAAGUACACCAAUAAGCCUAAACCCAGAGGGGUUAUCACCAACCUGGACUUCCAACAGUACGUUUUUAUCAACCAAAUAUGUUAUCACGAUGCCUUACCCUGGUACUCCAAGUACUUUCCAUACCUCACACUCAUCCACACCAUCAUUCUCAUGGUUAGUAGCAACUUCUGGUUCAAAUACCCCAAGACCAGCUCAAAGAUCGAGCACUUUGUGUCCAUUCUGGGUCGGUGUUUCGAGUCCCCGUGGACGACCAAGGCUCUGUCCGAGACGGCCUGUGAGGACUCUGAGGAGAACAAACAGAGACUGACCAGUGCCUCCUCAACACCGAAGCAGGUGUCUUUAGAGGGGAAGGACGACAACACCGACAGCCCAUCCACACCCAUGCUUGGAGUCAAGUUUUCUGCAGACAAGCCCAUAGCCGAGGCACCCAGCAGUAUGACCAUCCUGGAUAAAAAGGACGGGGAGCAGGCCAAAGCUCUGUUUGAGAAGGUGAGGAAGUUCCGAGCCCACGUGGAGGACAGCGAUUUGAUUUACAAGCUUUACGUAGGUCAGACUGCAGUCAAGACGUUCAAAUUCAUCCUAAUAUUGUGCUACACGUCAACCUUCCUGGCCGAAAUCAACUUUAAGCACGAGUGUAAACCCGACAUAACACACCUGACGGGCUAUAAGAAGUUCUUCUGUACUCACAACAUGGCCUUCAUGCUCAAGAAGCUGCUCAUCACCUACAUGGCUCUGAUCCUGAUCUAUGGGAUCACAUGCCUCUACUCGCUGUUCUGGGUGUUUCGAAGACCUCUAAAAGAGUAUUCCUUUGAGAAGGUCAGAGAAGAAAGCAGCUUCAGUGACAUUCCUGAUGUCAAAAACGACUUUGCGUUCCUCCUACACAUGGUUGACCAGUACGACCAGCUUCACUCCAAACGCUUUGGUGUCUUCUUGUCUGAAGUCAGUGAGAAUAAGCUGAGGGAGAUCAGUCUCAACCACGAGUGGACCUUUGAGAAGUUGAAGCAACACGUCACUAAUGCUCAAGAUCGGCAGGAGUUGCACCUGUUCAUGCUGUCCGGUCUCCCGAACGCCGUGUUUGACCUCACUGACCUGGAAGUUCUGAAGCUGGAGCUGAUUCCGGAAGUGAGGUUCUCUGCAAAGGUCUCCCAGAUGACCAGCCUGCAGGAGCUGCAUUUGUGUCACUGUCCAGCCAAAGUAGAGCAGUCCGGCUUCAACUUCCUCCGGGAUCAUCUCCGAUGCCUUCAUGUCAAGUUCACAGAUGUGGCCGAGAUCCCAACCUGGGUCUAUUUACUGCGGGGUCUGAGGGAACUCAACCUGACUGGCAACUUGAACUCGGAAAACAACAAAAUGAUUUGUCUGGAGUCGAUGAGGGAUCUGAAGCAUUUAAAGACUUUAUGUCUGAAGAGCAACCUGACAAAGAUCCCCACCAACAUCACCGAUCUGUCGCCACAUCUGAUUCGGCUGGUGGUGCACAACGACGGGACGAAACUGCUGGUCCUGAACAGUCUGAAGAAAAUGACGAGCCUGAUUGAACUGGAGCUGAACAACUGUGAACUGGAGCGGAUCCCUCAUGCCAUCUUCAGCUUGACCAACCUGCAGGAACUUGACCUGAAGUCCAACAGCAUCAGAACGAUAGAGGAGAUCAUCAGCUUCCAGCACCUGAAGAGGCUGACGUGCCUUAAACUGUGGCACAACAAAAUAAUCUCCAUCCCUGCAUCCAUCGGACAGGUGAAGACCCUGGAGUCUCUCCACCUGUCUCACAACAAGCUGGAGUCUUUACCUCCGGCCUUGUUCACUCUUCUUAAACUGCGACACUUGGAUGUGAGUCACAACUCCAUAGCAGUGCUCCCACCAGAUGUGGGCUCCCUCAACAACCUCCAGCACUUGGCCAUCAACUCCAAUAAGCUGGAGAUCCUGCCAAAGUCUUUAUUCAGGUGCACCAAGCUGAAGGUGCUCAGUGUGGGCCACAACGCGCUCAGCGCUCUGCCGGAGGCCGUCGGCCAGCUGGUCCAGCUCACUCAGCUGGAGCUCAGAGGGAACUGUCUGGACCGACUGCCCGCCACGCUGGGGAACUGCCGGCUGCUGCGCAGAAGUGGUCUCGUUGUGGAGGACCAUCUGUUUGACACGCUGCCAGUGGACGCUAAGGAGAGCAUCGGCCGAGAGUUAAACGCGUCCUUAACGGGUGGUCUAUAGAACCAACCGACUGGUUUGGGUCGGCUUCUGUAGUCGCUGGUUUGUUUCGGAUCGUGUCCAAGUCGGCCUCCCUCCUAGAUUCCUGUCACCUCAAAUCAAACCAACUGUCUGAUGUUGUAGCUGAAUAAACCAAAAGGCUUUUCAUCAGUAGUGCGCCGAGUAGACCGUCAGUGUUGUAUUAGGUACUCGGCUAUGAAUGUAACUAGGGGGAACCAUCAUGUUUUUGCCUUUGCUGCUGCUGUUCCUCAGUGACGGCGUCUCCCAGAAACAAAACCAAAAGCGAGUCGUUUGUUCCUGUUUAAGCAGACGGAUGAGUGUUCUGCACGUCUGGCUGUUGGUGACCUGAUGUAACCUCUGCUUCCUCUGAGCGCCGCGGCCGCGUCCCCAACAGGAGAGAUUCAGGUGGACACCAAAUCCAGACCUGCUCCUGUAAACAAGCAUGAAAAUCCUGCACCUUUAGGGGGGGGGGGGUUAAAUCCACCAAUUCCCCUCUUUCCUUUUCAUUUUCUCUUCCCCCUUAAAUGUUUUAUCACAAUUUUUUUUCUUAUUUUAAACAUUUUUAAUCAUUUUUUGAAAUCUUUUUUAUAUUUAAAUGUUUUGUUUUUGUGAAGCACCGUGUGAGUUUCAUCUUGAGAGCCGCUGUAGAAAAGGUGGUUUUCUUUCUUAUUUAAUAUUCAUCAUGAGGGGAAAUAUUCACAAGGAUUCUUAACAACACCAUCAGUGCAACAAAUAAAUAAACAAAUACCGGUCAAUAAAUCCGUGCAUCUUGUCUAGAGGUCUCCUGUGUAGACCACCAGACGGCUCCACUCGUACGAUCCGAACCGAGUGGUCCUGAUGGGUCGGGUCAGGUUAGAGCGCGAUGAGCCACAUUCGGGAGAGAGAGAGAUUCUUUAUGGUUGUCAGCAGCAGGGCCCGGUUCGUGCUUCGUCACUCUUCAAAUGAGACCGUUGGGUUCAAACAAAUUCAUCCGUUCAUAUUUGUCUUUGAUCAUUUGUUGUUUUUAAAGCUAAUUUCUGAAGUUAAUUUAAAAACAUUAAUUUGGAUAUAAUUAAAUCACCUGUUAUAAAGCAGUAGAAUGUGGGAAAUGACAUCCCCCCCCCCCCAUCGCCCGUCUCUGUCCCCGUCCACAGAGCUGAGGACGAGACUGGGACAUGUGGCUAAACGUGUCGGCCUCUUCUCCGAGGAGCAGAAACUUGUUAGCAGAAGGAAAACAAAAGCUUUGCUGCGGAGUUAAAACCAUCCCAACACAGAAUCAGGUGUGUGUGUGAGCAGGGACACGUACAAAACAUGCCCCCCCCCAUUAUACAGUACAGAGAGGGUCUUAUUGCUUCCGAUGAGAACGUGUUUAGGUACUUUAUUAUAUUCGAAUGUAUUAAACGACUCCGCUGCGUCGUUUCCUUCCACAAAGGUUUUAGAUCCAGAAUGUCUGCUGCUUCCAUAACUAUAUUUUAGUCUCACGUUUUUCACCUUUGACCUGUUUUCAUGUCUGUGUAAAGAUGGUUAAAGAUGGUAUUUUAAUGCCUACAGUUGAUUUCCAUCAUUUUUCUCUCUAAGACCAACGAGAAGGGGAUCUUAACAGGUGCUUUAAUAGAACAUGUGACUGAAGAACCAGUUGGACAGACUGAUGAUAAAGUCGGCCUCCACUCCUUCGGUGGUGCUGCAGACGUGCGCACGCACGCACCACCUUGCUUACUCAGCUAAAGUUCUCGUCUGUAUUGGGCAAUAAAGCCACAAUCCAGACGUCUGUCCACUGAUCUCCCUCAGGUGUGAAGCUAAUGCUGCUGCAGAAGUCAGAGUUCUCUAAUAAUGCUAACGAUUAAUGAAGGCCUUUCUGGAGCUUGCUGUGCUACAAUUCCUAUUUUACUGCUCAAUGGCCUCUGUUCAGAGAAACAGAGAUGAGAGCCUUCAGGACUGAGGAGCCAACAGCUAGUAGGAGUGAAGCAAAGACCAGUGUGUCGCUGCUGUCUGGAAACAUGCUACGAUAGCCUAAGUGUCACUACCACAUACGAGACAUUGUUGUUUAAACCCUCCCACCACUGUUGCUUCAAACUAGCCGUUAGCUCAUCAGUCCUAAAGGAUGUAAACCAUGUCUCUGAACAGAGGCUGUUCAGGAAGCUGUCUACAGUGAAGGAGUUUAUGUUUAUUUAUUAGGCAGACGCUUUUAUCCAAAGCGACUUACAACUUAUAACCUAUAGGGCGUGUUGUGAUCUGUGGGGGAAACCGGACUACCCGGAGGAAACCCACGCAUGCAUGGGGAGAACACGCAACUCCACGCAGAAAGGCCUCAGCCGAGUUUCGAACCUGCAACCUUCAUGCUGCGAGGCAACAGUGCUAACCACUGCACCACCAUGCAGUCAAUGUUAAGAGACUGUGUGUGUGUGUGUGUGUGUGUGUGUGUGUGUGUGUGUGUGUGUGUGUGUGUGUGUGUGUGUGUGUGUGUGUGUGUGUGUGUGUGUGUGUGUGUGUGUGUGUGUGUGUGUGUGUGUGUGGAGUCCCUGAGUAAGUGCCUGAUAGUGAAACAUUUUCUAGGUAAAACAGGAUCCGAUGCAGAUGCCUAGCCCACAGGAGAGGAAACGCAUCCUUCCUGUUUUUGAUGAUCUCAUCUUUUCAGUUUGAGUUAACGAACAUGUUUGAGUCCUGAUGAGCGUGUGCACAUCAGAAGUUCGUGUUUGUGUUAGUCGCUGUUGCACAUCUACCCACAUCUGACUAGAGAAAUAAAGAGUGGGGAAGCUCCUUUCCUCCCCAGAGGCCCUGUUGGGUUCGGUCUGCAUCGCGGACAUUUGGGUUUAUGGUAACGUUGCCUGGAGACUACAGUGGAAAACAUGUAGGCCUUUAGCUCCCAGGCCCUCCCUCAUUUAUUUUGUUUUUCUGCAUUAAAGGUCAAACCUGA
Messenger RNA from Nothobranchius furzeri (turquoise killifish), 5689 nucleotides. It is a transcript of the gene lrrc8da, whose product is annotated as leucine rich repeat containing 8 VRAC subunit Da. The record is from RefSeq and is a predicted model, not a curated record. NCBI's taxonomy places the organism in Eukaryota, Metazoa, Chordata, Actinopteri, Cyprinodontiformes, Nothobranchiidae. Gene Ontology annotation, molecular function: protein binding.